Suricata suricatta (meerkat) is the source of this 936-nucleotide messenger RNA. Its product is annotated as olfactory receptor 4P4-like. The transcript has a single exon. Gene Ontology annotation, cellular component: membrane. Bases 1 to 936 code for a protein of 311 amino acids. The record is from RefSeq and is a predicted model, not a curated record. Gene Ontology annotation, molecular function: G protein-coupled receptor activity; olfactory receptor activity. NCBI's taxonomy places the organism in Eukaryota, Metazoa, Chordata, Mammalia, Carnivora, Herpestidae. Gene Ontology annotation, biological process: G protein-coupled receptor signaling pathway.
AUGGAAAGUCAUAGGAACAUUUCAGAAUUCAUUCUUUUGGGACUUUCCUACAAUCAGAACAUACAAAUAUUUUGCUUCGUGUUUUUCUUGUUCUGUUAUGUGGUCAUCUUGGCGGGGAACCUUUUGAUCCUUGUCUCCAUUCGAUGCAGUGCCCUUUUUCACCAACCGAUGUACUAUUUCCUCAGCCACUUAUCCUUUAUGGACAUUUGCUACACCUCCUGUGUGACACCCAAACUGAUAGGUGAUCUGCUACUGGCCAAAAAAACCAUCUCUUAUGACAAUUGCAUGUUACAGGUCUUUGCCAUGCACUUCUUUGGCAUCAUCGAGGUCUUCGUCCUCACAGUCAUGGCAUUUGAUCGCUACGUUGCCAUCUGCAAACCUCUCCACUACAUGCUUAUCAUGAACAGGACAAGGUGCAAUUUUUUCGUCUUGGCUGCUUGGGCUGGUGGGGCCGUCCAUUCUUUUUCUCAGUUUUCCAUGAUAUUCCAGUUGCCCUUCUGUGGUCCCAAUGAAAUCGAUCACUACUAUUGUGAUAUCUUCCCUCUGCUGAAAGUUGCCUUUACUGACACCUACAUCACUGGUGUCCUGGUUGUUGCCAAUUCAGGUAUAGUCGCUUUAGUGACUUUUGUGCUCUUGUUUGGGUCUUAUGUUGUUAUAUUGUUCACUUUAAGACAUCACUCAGCUGAAGGAAGACGCAAAGCCCUCUCCACCUGUGGGUCCCAUAUUUCUGUGGUCAUCUUAUUUUUUGGGCCUUCAAUCUUUGCCUACCUUCGACCUCCGACCACUUUCCCUGAGGACAAAAUAUUUGCUCUGUUGUACACCAUCAUUGCUCCCAUGUUCAAUCCCUUAAUCUACACGCUGAGAAAUACAGAGAUGAAAAAUGCCACAAGAAAGGUUUGGUGUCAAAAGAUAUUUUUAGAAGAAAAAUGUAAUUGA